This is a messenger RNA of Leptosia nina, 2211 nucleotides long. NCBI's taxonomy places the organism in Eukaryota, Metazoa, Arthropoda, Insecta, Lepidoptera, Pieridae. The record is from the annotation of a GenBank genome assembly.
AUGAGUGCUAUCAGUGAUGAUGUUGGAAGAUUAUUUGAAGAGGUGGUAGAGAGGAUUACUCAAGACCUUCGCCUUUUAAUGAAUGAACUUUGGGUGAAUUGGUCCCACCUUGGAGUAGAUGAUAAAACUAAGAUCAGCCAUAUCUCGAAAUUACACGAAAUUGAGAAGGAUUUUCAUAAUGAAGUAAUGGCGGAGACAAGAUUAAAAAUGAAACGCCUGCAGGAGCAGAUUGAGAAUCUUAAAACAGAAACAGAACAACUUAGCAGAUGUCUAUCUGUUGACAUCCAACUACCAAGUUUACAAGAGAACAUAAUGUUGCAUCAAUAUAAAAAAGAUUUAGAGGAUCAAAUCAUGGGAUUCAGACACCAAGUUGAACAGCGAAAGAUGAAGAUGGAAAGGCUGCUUGAAUGGCAGCGAGAUAUCACUGAUAAACUUGGUGUGACGAUGCAAGAGUUGGAAGAGGUUCCGCUGCCAUCUGAGGAGGAUUUGAAUCAGUUGAAGAAUCACUUGGAGAUGCUGCAGGCUGAAAGAGACAGAAGAGUAGAGACAUUCCUUAACACCCAAGUCGAGAUAAAGAAUAUAAUGGAAAAAUUACAAAUCAAGCCGCAAAACAAGUUUGAGCAAACUGUCAUAUCAUCACUGUCAGUGGACUUCCGUGUAACUGAUAUGAACAUGGACCGAUUGGCAAAGCUUUUGCAAGAUUUGCAAGAAAAAUAUGAGCAGACUAAUAAUAGGGUUUUGGAAUUGCGUGAGCGUCUAGCAAGACUCUGGGAAUGCCUAGAAGAAGAUCAGAUCUAUCGUGACAACUUUCUUCAGGCCCAUCCCGGCUGCAGUCCACCAACCGAGGCUGCUAUUAAGGAAGAGCUCAAAAGAUGUGAGCAAAUCAAGCGACAAAAAAUAUCGGUCUUUGUGGCUAAUGUCCGGACGAAAAUCAAGCUUAUGUGGGACAAUCUAAUGUAUUCCAUGAGUGAACGUGAAGAAUUCCUCCAUUACUACCAAGAUUUGUUUACUGAAGACACUUUGGCCUUGCAUGAGAUGUAUCUGGAUAAGAUAACCAACUUCUACAAUGAUCAUAAGGAAAUAUAUGAGCUGAUUGUAACACGGAAGACCCUCUGGCAGAAGAUGGUGGAGUUGGAGUCGCGGGCCUCAGAACCAGGGCGUUUCAAUAACCGAGGUGGACAAUUGCUCAAGGAGGAGAAAGAGAGGAAAGCUAUCGCCAGCAAACUUCCUCAAGUUGAGUCCCAGAUCCGUGAGAAAGUGUUGGAGUACGAAGCACAAAGUGGUAAAGAUUUCACAGUGGAUGGAAAACCUAUUCUGCAGGUCAUGAAAGACGACUGGGAAAUGAGAAAAGCUGAUCGGCAAAACAAGUUAUCUGCGCGCAAGCAAGCAUUGACGCCUACAACGCCGAGUUUCCGUUCCUUGGCCACAUCCCCACUCGGCAAGAGGAACCGUACCGCUGCAGGCUUAGCUCAUACUGCCGACAGAAACAGGCCGCCGACGAAACGUCAACUAGUGACGGGAAGCGCUACUAAAGCUACUUCCAUACUUGCUAAUCGCUCAGCGCUCAAAAGAUCCGCCAUCACUACAAUCAAAAGACGCCUCAGCGGAAGAAUCGCUGCUCGCGAUGGCGAAGGAAGACCGGAGCUCGCUAAGAGAAAGCUUGAUUACAACGAGGGAGCUGUGUCCACCAAGAUAAUAGUAAAUGGCAGCAUUCUUAAGCACAAGCGUACAUCUUUAAGUCGUCGCCGUUCCAAGCGCUUGUCGUCCAAUGUGACACAAACGACAUGCAGCGAUGACCAGCCGCUCGCUGAAUCCACUAUGCUGACUACCUAUACUGACUUUAAGGACGGAAUCCACGAAAAGCAGGUGAGCCGAAGUUCGAUGGCUUGCAAUGGUAAAGAGAACGCCAUCCCCAUUAUAACCGUUGGUACGCCCAAGAAACCAGCCCGGAACGGUCCCCUCACCCCACGGCCGGGGAAAGAGAACACCCCCCACGCCCUACUCAUGACGCCCACACGAUUCACACGCUCCACCCAGAAACUCAACCAAGACGGCUUUUUAACCCCCCGCUCCCCACUAGUUUCUAAAAAUAAUUUGAUUAGACAGAACACAGGCACGAAUCUAACAACAAAAACAACACCGAACAAUGUCAGUCGGUCUAAGUCACAAACACAUCUUAUCAGAGCGAAAAACUUACCGCCCUUAAUAUAA